Molecule: messenger RNA, 618 nt
Organism: Cooperia oncophora
Lineage: Eukaryota; Metazoa; Nematoda; Chromadorea; Rhabditida; Trichostrongylidae
Source: the annotation of a GenBank genome assembly
AUGAUUUUUCAGUACAACCGCUCGACCACGUCAAACACCGGGGCGUGGAACCCGUCAACCAUUGGUGCAUGGAACCCUGCGACACCUCGCGCAGUUAGCGCGUCACCUAUUGGCGCCAGGAAUCCUUCGACCAUUGGCGCGAGGAAUCCUUCAAAUACUGGCGCAUGGAACCCGUCAACCGUAGGCGCAUGGAACCCAAGGAAAUCAUCGGAAGUGGUCGUUCUGAAAAAUAAACCGCGAACGAAAAAAGUUCGAAAAAUUAUUCGACGAAAAUUGAAGCGUGUUCCUGGGAUCUCUAGAAAGGAUGAGACACGUAAGUUCCACAAAAUCAUCCGUAAGAAAGUCCGAAGAGUCGUUUCGCAUGCGACGUCGCUGCCAGAGGAAAAGGAGCCAAAAUUGGUUCGCGGUUUCGGAGAUUUCUCCAGAAGGUCUACAAUACCAACCAUAGAUUUCUCCAAAAUGGCAACAGUACCAGCCGCAGAGUUCUCCACAAUGGCAACAGUACCAACAGCAGAUUUCUCUAGCAUGGAAACAUUACCAGCCGCCCCGACAACAACGCCGUUGCCCACAUUGAUUCCCCAAGACGCUCAGGAGGUAAACUGUCCUAAUCUGUACUGA